Messenger RNA from Mucor mucedo, 784 nucleotides. RefSeq lists its product as uncharacterized. The transcript is spliced from 2 exons. The record is from RefSeq and is a predicted model, not a curated record. Lineage: Eukaryota; Fungi; Mucoromycota; Mucoromycetes; Mucorales; Mucoraceae. Bases 357 to 677 code for a protein of 106 amino acids.
CUCUGCCUUUACUCAUGAAAGGGAUAUAAAGAUAUUUUGUGUUACAGUGUUACAGGAACGAUUUCAGACUAUGAAAAAAAAAGUUACUGUUGUAGGAAUUUUCCAUCAUCUGAUUGAGUUGGAAUGCAAAAGUGUACAAAAGAUACUUGAUUAAGUCUAAAACCGAAGUGUACUAAAGAAAAGAAUGUAAUUUUGAUUGUGGGACAGCUGCAUUAUCUAAUUGGCGAGGCGUUCCAAAUUUUACCAAAGGUGUAUAUUUUUAUUCUCUAAUAAGUAUAUAAGGACACAGCUCAUAAUCCAUACAGCUUUUUUUAAUAAAAAAAAACUACUUUCUUUGUCACUCUAAUAAAAUCCCAAUGAACAGCACUAUGCAUCUUUUAAAAGUGAUCGAAGAAGAAAAUGAAUCGAUCAAAAUCCAAGAUAUUCAUUCAUCAUUGGGAAACCAACAAUAUAAAUAUUACAAUGAAGAAGAGGAAGAAUCUGAUCGAGAUACAAUUAGUGAUGAUGACGAAGAACCGAUUUGUGGAUGUGGUAAAGCUCUAUCGUCUGGUUGGAAUUGUACACAAUGCAGACAAAAUUGCACAACGUGUCAGCGUGCUCUUGCUCAUGAAGAAAUAUGCAGUCGAUGCCACGUGGAACGUAACACAGGUCCCACAAUAAAGGAAACUGCAAUCUAGAUUUUUCUUUUUUUAUCCCCACAUUGCCCAAUCAAUCUUUUAAGCUUGAAUUUGUACUAUAUUUAAUAAAAUUAUUUAUUUCUUUGUUGAUCAAAGCAAAAAAAAAA